Messenger RNA from Drosophila persimilis, 696 nucleotides. RefSeq names its product tRNA-specific adenosine deaminase 2. The transcript has a single exon. The record is from RefSeq and is a predicted model, not a curated record. Bases 31 to 513 code for a protein of 160 amino acids. Gene Ontology annotation, molecular function: tRNA-specific adenosine-34 deaminase activity. Gene Ontology annotation, biological process: tRNA wobble adenosine to inosine editing. NCBI's taxonomy places the organism in Eukaryota, Metazoa, Arthropoda, Insecta, Diptera, Drosophilidae. Gene Ontology annotation, cellular component: cytoplasm; nucleus.
CCAAUUUCCUUGAAGAUUUUUCCAUGCCAAAUGGCCGCUUUUAUGGAGGAAGCGUUGAUGGAAGCGCGACGAGCCCGUGACGCAGGUGAGGUGCCCGUUGGCUGUGUCUUUGUGCAUGAGGACAAAGUCGUCGCACGUGGCGCCAACGAAGUGAACGUAUCCCGGAACGCUACCCGUCAUGCCGAGUUCAUUUGCAUCGAUGCCAUCUUGGCCUACUGUCGGGAGAAGAAUCUGCCAGCACGCCAAAUGUUCAGCGAGAUCAUCGUGGUGGUCACCGUGGAGCCGUGCAUCAUGUGCUCUGCGGCCCUGCACACAUUGGGCGUCCAGGAGAUUAUUUUUGGUUGCGAAAACGAUCGUUUCGGCGGGAAGACGGUAGUGAAUGUCGGCGCUGUGGUGGGCAAAAAAAUCAAAAUCACUGGAGGCGUGCGCGGCGACGAGGCCAUGGCGCUGCUGAAGGAGUUCUACAAGGGCGACAAUCCGGCGGCGCCGACAGUGGCCAAAAAGAAGAAUUAACAUUACUACACCUUAGAACCUGUCCCUAAAAAUUUCACUCGAAGUAAUGUUUAUUAUAAACUUUAAGCAUAGUCUAAGACAUAUGUAUAUGGCGUUGUGAACAUAUGCUUAAACAUAAAUACAAUUACAAGGAAGCUACAGCAUGGACAUGUGUGUAGUGAUGGCUGUGCCUGUACAACAAUA